This is a messenger RNA of Trichobilharzia regenti, 6328 nucleotides long. The record is from the annotation of a GenBank genome assembly. Lineage: Eukaryota; Metazoa; Platyhelminthes; Trematoda; Strigeidida; Schistosomatidae.
CGGGACUGUAAAGGUUGCGUUACAUUAGCUCCUUGUACUGGAAUAAAAACCACCAUAAUGUCACUAAAUAGGUUUUCUUCUUCUUUUUCAGAAAGAAAGGCUGACGUGGCCUUACUGGAGCAGGAGGAAGAUCGUUUGUCCAGACUUGUUACAAACGAUGAUAAUUAGCUUUGUACCCGGCUAAUUCAAGCCUCGUUUGGUUUAAAUAAGCAUCUCUACCUCGCCCCCUUCCUCUUUUCCCUUCGUUGGUUGUGGCCGUUGCCCUUGUGUGUUACAUCCUAAUGGUAAGUUCGGUGUGACACUAAUUCACGUAAUUCAGGAGUAUCGCGAAAUCGCCAAAUAUAUUUUGACAGGUUCACCAGACUGGUUCCAGUCAAACGUGGUGGCUGUCACGAAAUGGCAAACUCAUAACGAUGGAGGAUGUGCUUUUGUUGCGUUUACUUCCCGUUCUUAUAUACACAUCUUCAUCGUUAAACAAGAAACGAACGUGGAGUGUCAACCGAACUAUUCAUGGAGUUGCGUGGGUCAGAUAGUACCCCAUCAAGGCAAGAUAUCGGCAGUAGCCUUUGAUGAGUGUGCUUGUUUACGUGUAGUUUCGUGUGGUCUUGAUGGUUUGGUUCGACGCUGGACGUAUUUCAGUCAAGAAUGGGUGCUAGAGACCGAGUUUAAUAUGCAUAAUGUGCAGGGAAAUAUCAGCCCAACGGCUGUCAGCUGUUUCUCCAACUCUGCAAAUGAGUCGUACAACUUUGUGGGCACAGAUAAAGGGUUGCUUUUAGUAUGGGUUGCUGACUGUAAUACAAACAAAUCUUACCAUGUAUCUAAAAAAUUUGAAGACGAUCCUGUUGUGAUGUGUGCAUGGGAGAAAUCUACAGUAGUUCCUUCCAUUUCGCGAGUUGCCGUCGGUUACAAGAGGGGAAUAGUGUGUGUUUAUUCAUUUGGACCGUCGGAUAUUUUUUCGACUCCAAGCAUCGUACAGUUGACCCGCAUUUAUGCUCAUGAGGCGGAUAUCUGUCAUAUUGUAUGGUGCCAAGGCGCUUCUGCGUCAUCGUCAAAUCCUGAGCUUCUUACAUGUGGACGUGAUCAGAUGGUUAAGGUAUGGAAUGUCACCACUUCGGAAUGCACUUCAUCUUACCAAGUUCCCGGUCAUUUACGUGAACAAUUUGGAAAUGCUAGACGACAACACCAGAAAAGUGAACAAAAUGGAGCUCCAUGGAUAUCUGCUUGCUACACACCAGGAAGUGAUUCGUCAGUGAAUGUUUUAUUUUCAAGUGUAAGAGGUGGAUUAUUUCACUGGGAUUGCAAAGGAACGCCUAAUUCUAUGUUGCUUGACGGUCAGGGACAUUCUAUGUUAAUUUUCUCAAUGCACUACCUUCUUAAUUCACCAGGACUGGUAAUCACUUUCAGUCAAGAUAGAUUUUUGAUUAUUUGGCAGUUGGUGGAAGGAUCUAACCUGUCAGUGAUCCUUAAAGUACCUACGAUGUCUGCAGGUGUUUGCUCUUUAGCUCAGUCUGAAUUUAGCAAUGGUCCCUUAGUUGCAGGUCUUUCAGACGGUUCUAUCUUAUUUUGGAAGUUUCCUGCACCAGAAUUGUUUGGCGAAAGAAAUUCUUCUGAUAAUCAAAACAAAGAGAGGUUCGUUUCAAUAUCACCUCUAGGAUGCAAAUCAUCUUCUAUUACCACACUGUCUUGUCAUCCUUUACGGCAGUUUGAGAAUGUUAUUGCUUAUGGCACCGAGUCAGGUUGUGUGGAGAUUGUAGAUAUUAAUAAGCUACGAAAAAUGAAAUCGCAAAAGCCUAAACCGCAGCUGUAUGCAUUUGGUUCAACUGUAUAUCGAGUUGCCUGGGGGCCUCUACUAUUUUCUGAUAUAUGUCGUAGAAAGGCAAAUAAAAGUGAACAGAAUACUAGCGAAAAUCAUUCGAGAUCUGAUAAUCCUAGCGCUUCAACAACGCAUAUAAUUGCGCAAGAAGAUGAGAAUUCCACCGAGGAUAACGAAGCCUUAUCUAAGUUUUCUUUCUACGUUUACAGCAUAAGUAAGGGGAAAGUUUACUGUCAUUUUGGAUGCAGUCGUCCACCAAUUGAUGUUAGCACAAAAUUCCCCCCUUUUCCGGAUACUACAGAUGAAGACUGGAAAGCAUUGAUCCGUAGUGAGAUAUCAUUCCGUCUUGUCAGUAAAUCUGAACUACCGGGGGUCGAUCUAAUUGCUGAUACUUUUUACUGUCUAGUAGCUGUUGGUUAUCGUUCAGGUGAAGUUGACAUUUACGGUUUCUUACGUUCAAAAUCAUUAAAUUGUGAGGAGGUGGUGGGGCAGGAGUCUAGACGACUUGUCUUUAUUUGUCGUACUGUGAAUCAUUCCAAGUGUGUUAACUGUUUAACUUGGUCACGAGAUCAUUACUGGUUGGCUGUAGGUUCCAAUGAAACCUUUAUCACUGUCACAGAUCUCAAAAUUCAAUUAAUUAACUACCUUAAUCAAGGCGAAUGCUCUAAGCCUAUUCAACUGUCUACUAGUUUAGCUCGUUUAGAAGGACAUUACAACAGAAUCACAUGUCUAGAUUGGUCUCCACACGAUCCAUUCCUCUUAUUAUCCGCUUCCUUUGACGGUACAGCCAAUGUUUGGAGAAUUCAUCCUGAAAAUAUUGAAAAAGAUAAUUUUUCAAUCUCUAAUUUCCGUGCACUUCGUUUACGUCAUUUCGCUUGUCUAUGGAGUCGUCAAGAGCCUGAUCUUGCAUUCAGUGGUGGUGAAUCAUGUCAUUUGUUCGGUUGGCAACCGUCUGAACAACUCUUCAGUCAACCGCCACACACUCGCCGAUAUCGUCCACCCACUGUUAAAAAACUUGUAAAUGAUCAAGAAGCACCGUCCAACGGAGACAUUUUGUGUUAUGAGCCUGUUCCAACAGAAACAGAAUCUCUUCCUGAUUCUAAACCAUUAAAUGACAAAGAGUCAGAACAAAAGAAAGUAAUAAAAUCGAAUGACAUACUACCUAAUGGCACUUCUCACCAAGAAAUGUCUAUUCCACUACAGUGUAAUUCGUCUCAGAAAGUAAAUUCUUCUGGCAUUGGUGAUAAAAUGAAAAGACCUGCUCUUUUUCCUAAUUUAUUCAAUUUUAUGAAUACUAAUUGUGAAUUAGACUUAGAUAACUCUCCACCCAUUCAAUUAGGAUCUUUUCUUUCACAAAUUUUAAAUGCUUCAAAUUUUGUAACUGAACAAGUGAAUGACAAACAAGUACAAAUUGAUUUGUUACUUCUACUCCCACAAGCUGGUAUGACUCGAGCAUGUCUUUUAAAAUAUUUGAAUAUGGAGGCGUCUGCUCAUUUGAAGUCAUUUCAUUGUCAACAAAAACCCAACAGUCUUGUACAUUUGGAUGCAUAUUGUAUUAUAUUAUUAUGGAUGGGUCAUGCGCUUACGGUGCCAUCUAUUAUGUCUUCAGAAAAUUACAUGCCUUUUUGGUUAUUGUAUGCAGUUGAGCUUACUCGAUGUACCUUGGCAUAUCCAGAUUCUUGUGGUAAGCUGUCGUCUUCGUCAGAAAAAUCUUCUGGAAGUGUGGAAUUGGAUUUACUAGGUGAAAAGGUGAGUGAUUUACAUAUUUAAACGAGAAAUACAAUCAGAACAUUCAUAGAGGAGUAUAUAUUUGUACUUUUCAGAUUUUCAUCGUUUAACUUUUUUGAAAUGUGUAAAUUUCAGCAAGACACUAAGCAAUUACAGGGGACAUUAUCUCUCUAGUUACAAGCAAAGCAAAUGACGAAGUUCCAUAGGGAAACUUCAGUGGGACCAAACUGAUCCUCAAACGAAAUCAAGUGACUGAAACUCAGCACGGAUACAGAAGGCUAGUUUCGCGUAUACCAGUUUACGCCGUCUCUGGCGUAGACGUUCUAUCCGGCUACCGACCAAAGGAUGUUCUUUCCGUCCUCCUUUAUGGCUAUGAGACCUGGCCAUUGGGGGUGGAAGGGAUGAAAAGGCUGGCUAGCGGUCUUUGAUCAUAGGUGCCUGAGUUCUAUCUCCCGUGUGAGGUGGUAUAAUAGGGUGAGCAAUAUUGAGGUUAGUCAUCGGUCGAGUGCUAGGUAAGGAGGGAAAAUCAAUAGACGAGACUGAAGUUACAUCGACUGAGAUGUUUAGGACUUGUGUUACCCAUGCCUCCCUAGCCAUCGCCUUCCUUGACGGUCAAUGUUAGCUGACAUAGGAUUGUUCAGGUUGGAAAAGAGUCAGUGGUAGUCAAACGGAAACAUGACAUCAGUUAAUGAAAUCCGCGACAAUUAUUUUGAGCCACGUAUGAAAGUGUAGUUUUCCUGGUUGGGGUCUUGUGGACGGUAAAAACCAAUGACUGGAGACAAUCGGUGAUAUGGCUCAAAAUCCUUGUUCUCAAUGGCUGGCGCAGAUGCAUCCACUCUUUGUGACUUAUAAUACCCAAUGAAACUAUAUUGUUCUUCGAUAUUGCUAUUCUUUUUGCCUCAUCUCUGUUUACUGUCUCUAUUUUGCGUUUCUUUUUACUUUCUUCUCUUGCUUUGUGUGCUAAGUGAAGUGUGGCGACUCGAAAUGCUACACAUAGGUGCAAAGUUCUUUGUUGAAACCAGCCAGUCAGUCUCUCUAGCCCGUAAAGACGAUGUUGGAUAUUGGAUCCGUAGGCCGCCUAACGGCUUCAAUUAGUUAAUUCAGUUCGAUAUUUCUCAAGUUGUAUUCGUCAGUGUAUUUUUAAGCUAAGGAUGUUUCAUUACUUUGUAUGGUAUAAGAUAAAGAGAGGCGACUAGUGAAUGUGGCUCUGGUGCUGUUUGUUAUGAGAUGAGUAGUGUUAUGUGUUACGCAUACUGACCUACCGAUUGUUUGAACUGUGGAUAUGCGAGGACUUGUAGGCUUAGGGAUAACAUUGAGUGUUGAGGCAGAAAAAUCGCUUAUUGACUGGAUCCCAGUAGAUAGUCAUAUGUGUGCGGUCUGUUUGACGUAGAAAGGACUACGCUACCCAUCGGUGUCAUUUCAUAGCAUAGCCAGCCUCUGCUUACCACCCGACAGACUGCAUUUUGAAUGAAUUAAAGAAUGACUCCUACCAAAAACUGUCUAGUUUGCUGCAAAGUGUAAAACAUGCAGGAGUAGUCAUUUUAGCUGGCGACUUGGUUACCCAAGUAGGGAGGUUGUGCCAGACUGAAAAGUAUAUUUGUGAUACGGAGUUGCCUGCCGGCGAACCUAGGACGGUGGUCAUCUUCUACAGUUGUCUUCAGAUAAUUAUCUGUUCCUAGUUGGGAUUAACUUCAGGCACAAAGAGAUAUACUGCCUAUUCUGGUGACCUACAUCACCGAAUUAACGUCGGACUCAAACGGGCUAUCUUUGGUGGGGGCCAGUAGAAGACUGCCACUCCUUCUUAAACACGUGUGUAGACUCCGAUCACGUCCUGGAAUGCGCGCUUUCAUGUUUACGAUUGAUUGUUUCGACUAGAUAUAUUUGCUUGAAAUAGCAUUGAAUUGUGGAGAGUAUUACUUGGAGUGAUCAAACAUAACAUGGCAGGAAUCCAUGGAGUCACUGACUGUUUGGUUGAGCUAUGUAGCUCGGUGUAGGUUACACAAUUAUAGUCCUCGAAGUACAGAAGUCACUGGUAUGUGAAAUUUGGGAACAUCGUGGAAGGUCAUUCGCAGUGUGAUGUAUUUACCUUUUGUCAUCUUUCACAUUUUCGUCUAAUUAUAAUCGUUCUUCAAGUAUUGGUAUUGUAAUUACAUUUCUAUCUACUUGUUUUGCAUUUUUGGAAGUUUUAUUUACAUCAUGAAGAGAUGAACUUCUCUAUGGCGAUUAACAUUGAUUGUCCAAUAGGUCGGUCAAUGAAAGAAACCAACUUAAAGUAGUAGUGACUGGCUGACUUGUUUCAACGUAGAACUUUGCAUAGAUGUGCGGCAGUUCCAGUUGCCACACUCCCCCAUAUAGUACACAAAUCAAGAAAAGAGAGUAAAGAGAGGUUCAAAAAGGAGAUAAUAAACAAGUGUGAGUGAGGGAAAAACAGUAGUAGUAAAAUGGAAGAACAAUAGAGUUUUAUUGGAUAUGACAAAUCACAAAGAGUGAGUGAAUGCAUCUGCUGCACCAUCACUGAGAAUGAUUUUGAACCAUAUCACCAAUUAUCUCCAGCGGUCAUUUGUUCUUACCAUCCAGAAGACCCCAACCAGACAGCCAGCCACCCAAUCUACAACCCCCUACGUGACCGACCGGUUGGCCUAAACCAACUGUUGUGGAUUUCGUUGUCUGGUGACGUUGUGUUUUCGUUUCACCACCACAUGCUUUUCUCAGAACUCACCGAUCCUAUGUCAGCUAGCUAAGAUUUCCCGUCGAGUAAGGCGGUCGAUGGCUAGGCUAGGAUGCGCG